AUGAAACGCCGAUUGUUGAAAGUUGUAGAACAUGAUCCCGAUACAAACAAAGAUGAAAUUGAAUAUCGAAAGAUAUUACAAGAGUUUCAAAACAGAAAUAAGGAAGCAGAGGAAAUUACUUUUUCUGACAGCAUCAGUGAAAUGCUGUAUAAAUUUGGAUUGAAAGACUACAAGGCUGUGAGUCCAAAGUUCCAAGUUAUUUAUACAAAAAUCAAAUAUUGUUUAUUUGUAAUUUUUGGAUUUUUGUUGAGUUUGUUGUAUCAAUCUGGAAAGAAGAGUUUAAACCCUUUAUUAGUGCAUUUAGGUUUGCCUGGUGGUUUAGAUGAUGUUCCUGUUGUCAUUCAUUUCGUUGCCAUUUCUCUCACUAUGUUCUUUGGAAUUCACGCGGUACUGUGUUCACCACUUGUGAGAAUUUCUCAAAGAACAAAGAAUCAAUUUCAAUCGAUGAAUUUUCUUAAGGUUAAAAUUCCUCUCUUUUUAUUGUGUCUUGCAGCACCCUAUGUGAUCAUUCCAGAGUCAGUGAUUAACUUCUACGUUACAUCAUCAAAAUAUAUACUUUUCGUGUUUAUGGUACUUCAAUCAAUUUUUAUCAUUGAUUUUGCAUACAGAUGGGGACGAAGCUGGCAAGAGGAGGAUGAUUGGAGAUGGGAUACUGCAUUGAUAUCAAUCUCUUGCAUUUUCAUUGUCUCAACUGUGGCCAUAUUUGUAGCCUCCUUCUUCUAUAGUGGAUUUAAGAGCUCUGGAUGUCUAUUGAACUUUUAUGUUACAAUAUUUACUUGCAUCCUCAGUUUUAUUUUACUCAUUGCAUCCUUAUUUACGGAGCAUUCUUCGCUGUUUAGUGGAAGUAUGAUAACUUUCUACAUUGCCACAAUAUCAUUGAACGUUAUUGUCAGCAAACCAAUCACAGACAAGAUGUGCUCUUUAUCAGGAGGAUAUCCUGUCACAUUGGCAGCGAUGCUUUUCACCACAGCAGCCGCUAUUUACAGUGCAAUUUAUUCAACCACUGGCAUCCAAUUCUUGCUUCACUUUUUGUGGUAUGGAGAAGAACCAGAAGAGGAUGAGCAGCACGAUUUUGUAAAGAAUGACACAUCACUCAACAAUAGCUACUUUUUCUUCCAUGUCUUCAUGACUCUCUGCUCGUGCUUUGUGACAACAUUUUUCCAAGAUUUUCAUGGAUGGACUGAGCUUGGAGUUCAAGCCUUCUUCCUUUUGUUCACGAUCGCGAUGUAUGGAUGGAGUUUGAUGGCUCCCUAUGUCCUGUAUUGGAGAAGAUUUGAUUGA
Naegleria fowleri is the source of this 1281-nucleotide messenger RNA. RefSeq lists its product as uncharacterized. The coding region runs from base 1 to 1281 and encodes 426 amino acids. Gene Ontology annotation, cellular component: membrane. The transcript is spliced from 5 exons. The record is from RefSeq and is a predicted model, not a curated record. NCBI's taxonomy places the organism in Eukaryota, Heterolobosea, Eutetramitea, Acrasida, Naegleriidae.